ACUGGCCCCCCGAGCCAGGAAAAAAAAACAGGCCUCGUCGAUUCUGUGGGCCGGAGCCAUUGGGUUCGAAAAGCCCUGGCUUCCCUUUCACGGCCGCCCUAGCUUCCCCACACUGAGCUCCUUCGCCGCCGCCCUAGCUUUCCCGCGAGCGGGACGGUAGCCGCCGUAUCCUCCUUCCUCCAACACCGAGCGGGUCCAGGCAGGCAGCAUCCUCGCGCCCUGUCGUGUCGCCUCUGCCUCUGAGUUCAGCUCGCCGGCAGCCGCCGCCCGCAAUGGAGGCCCUCCGGAAAGCGGAGGCGGAGCUCACGGUGUAUGUGGACCGUUUUGAUGGCGUGUUGCUGAUGCAUGAAGUUUCAUUCCUUAUUGGCAAAGACAAAGAGGGCAAACCCAUAUAUGAAAGGAGUGACCGUAAUGAUCAAAUUGCUGAACCCGUUUCUUAUGGCAAAAUCAUGAAUGGCUUGGUGCCAUAUUUCAGCGUCCAAGUGCAUGCCACCCUGCUGCUGUUCUCUCCCCAGCCGGACAUGAUCCUGGAAGGGAUGGUUGAAAUGAUUGGGAAGGAGUCAAUUCAUGCCAUUGUAUUAGGGGUUUUCUCAGUGGCAAUUAUGUCUGAAGAUAUUAAGUUCAAAUUCAAAUGGAAAAGUGAUGGAGGGAAAUUUGUGAGCCUCACAGAUAAAAAACAUGUGAUUGAAAGAGGAACAAUGAUAAGGUUUUCUGUCAAAAGGGUGGAUACAGAAAUGAGUUGUCAUAUUACUGGAUCUUUAAUCCCACCUCACACUGGAUGCAUGCGUUGGUUGUCAGUACAUGAUCCUAAAUAUGCAUCAGAACUCAAAAGUGGUGAAAGUAGAUCAAGGGAUACAAGCAUCAAAAUUGAGCAGAAUGAACAAGAACAUAGAAUACUCAAGAAUGAAGAUGGUAUGGUGAAAUCUGAACGGCCAUAUAAAUCCCGAAAGAGGGGGCGACACAUUGAGAAAUGACAUUUCAUUGAGGCCGUGAAGAUACAAGAAUGUGGAAGUCAUGUUCGCUUCAAUGGUUCUGCUGCCUAUUUAUGUUUCUUGUGGGGGGGAGAAGGUGCCUCCAGUUGGAGAUCCCGGUAGCUUCAUAGAAAUGUACGAUGAUUUUUGUAAAACGAAUGGAGGGUUGCAUUUGCAAAUUAUCACCUUUUUUGACAAGAUAGUAGUAACUGAUCUCACCGAAGGGGUUUAUUGGCAAAUGGCAAGUCCCAUGUUUCAAUUAUAACCCGGGCCUCUGUUGUGUCCUAUAUCCUGUAAAAGGCCUUUCCUUUUGAAGCAUAACUGAAAGAGUUGCACACC
Molecule: messenger RNA, 1310 nt
Organism: Zea mays
Lineage: Eukaryota; Viridiplantae; Streptophyta; Magnoliopsida; Poales; Poaceae
Exons: 6
Coding region: 273-974 (233 amino acids)
Biological process (GO): DNA-templated transcription initiation; transcription elongation by RNA polymerase I
Cellular component (GO): RNA polymerase I complex
Source: RefSeq, a predicted model, not a curated record